Rattus norvegicus (Norway rat) is the source of this 4661-nucleotide messenger RNA. It is a transcript of the gene Ndc80, whose product is annotated as NDC80 kinetochore complex component. The record is from RefSeq and is marked validated. Gene Ontology annotation, biological process: chromosome segregation; establishment of mitotic spindle orientation; positive regulation of mitotic cell cycle spindle assembly checkpoint. Lineage: Eukaryota; Metazoa; Chordata; Mammalia; Rodentia; Muridae. Gene Ontology annotation, cellular component: nuclear speck; nucleus; nucleoplasm. Gene Ontology annotation, molecular function: cyclin binding; identical protein binding; microtubule binding.
GUCCUGAUGUCAGCGCCGGCGGAAAUUUUAAAAUUCAAACCGCCCAAGGUUGGCCUAGACUAAAGCUCUUGUUUUGGCGGCUGUUUUCGCGUGCAGUCGUGGAGUUUACUGAAAGCUGGGCGCUGGGUCUCGUUGAGAAGCCGAGAGAAAGGUUACAAGCAUGAAGCGCAGUUCGGUUUCCAGCUGUGGUGCUGGCCGCCUCUCUAUGCAGGAGUUAAGAUCCCUGGACCUCAAUAAACCUGGCCUUCAUACCCCUCAAACCAGAGAGAGGUCAACCUUUGGAAAACUGAGUACUCACAAGCCUACAUCUGAAAGAAAAGUCUCAAUAUUUGGGAAAAGGACUAGCGAACAUGGGUCCAGGAAUAGUCAACUUGGUAUAUUUUCCAGUUCUGAGAAAAUCAAGGACCCAAGACCCCUUAAUGACAAAGCAUUCAUUCAGCAGUGUAUUCGACAACUCUAUGAGUUUCUUACAGAAAACGGUUAUGUAUAUAGUGUAUCCAUGAAGUCUCUACAAGCUCCAUCUACCAAAGAUUUCCUAAAGAUCUUCGCCUUUCUUUAUGGCUUUCUGUGCCCAUCAUAUGAACUUCCUGAUACAAAAUGUGAAGAAGAGGUCCCAAGAAUUUUUAAAGAACUUGGGUAUCCCUUUGCACUGUCCAAGAGCUCCAUGUACACAGUGGGAGCCCCUCACACGUGGCCUCACAUUGUGGCCGCCUUGGUGUGGCUAACAGACUGCAUCAAGAUUCAUGAUGCCAUGAAACAAAGCUCACCUUUGUUUGAUGAUGGGCAGGCUUGGGGAGAAGAAACUGAAGAUGGAAUUAAGCAUAAUAAGUUGUUUUUGGACUACACAAAAAAAUGCUAUGAGAAGUUCAUGACUGGAGCUGACACCUUCGAAGACGUGGAUGCUGAACUGCAGGCGAAGCUGAAGGACUUGUAUAAGGUAGAUGCGUCCAAGCUGGAAUCACUCGUGGAGGAAAACAAAGCACUGAAUGAACAGAUUGCAAGACUGGAGCAGGAAAGAGAAAAAGAACCGAACCGUCUGAUAUCAUUGAGGAAACUGAAAGCUUCCUUACAAGCAGAUGUUCAAAACUAUAAAGCAUACAUGAGCAAUUUGGAGUCUCAUUCAUCCAUUCUGGAGCAGAAACUGAGCAGUCUUGAUGAAGAGAUUGGUAGACUGGAGCUAGAAUGUGAGACAGUUAAACAGGAAAACACUCGACUACAGAGUGUUGUUGAUAACCAGAAGUAUUCGAUCGCUGACAUUGAGAGAAUAAAUCAUGAGAAAAAUGAAUUGCAGCAGACUAUAAAUAAAUUAACCAAAGACCUGGAAGCCGAACAACAACAAAUGUGGAAUGAGGAAUUAAAAUAUGCCAGAGGCAAAGAGGCGAUUGAAGCACAGUUAGCAGAGUACCACAAGUUGGCUAGAAAACUGAAGCUUAUCCCCAAGGGUGCUGAGAAUUCCAAAGGUUAUGACUUUGAAAUUAAGUUUAAUCCUGAGGCUGGUGCCAACUGCCUUGUCAAAUACAGGACUCAAGUGUAUGCACCUCUCAAAGAACUCUUGAAUGAAAUCGAAGAAGAAAUUAACAAAGCUCUGAAUAAAAAGAUGGGUCUGGAGGAUACUUUAGAACAACUGAACACCGUGAAAACAGAAAGCAAGAGGGCUGUGAGAAUGCUGAAGGAAGAGGUUCAAAAGCUGGACGACCUUUACCAACAAAAAGUUAAGGAAGCUGAGGAAGAAGACAAGAAGUGUGCCAGUGAGCUUGACUCCCUGGAGAAACACAAGCACCUGCUGGAAAGCGCAGUGAACGAGGGUCUCAGCGAGGCCAUGGGCGAGCUGGACGCCGUCCAGCGGGAAUACCAGUUAGCUGUGCAGACCACAACUGAAGAAAGAAGAAAGGUGGGAAACAACUUACAACGUCUUUUGGAGAUGGUUGCUACACAUGUAGGGUCUUUGGAGAAACACCUUGAAGAGCAGAUUGUUAAAGCUGACAGAGAGUAUGAGGAAUGCACGUCUGAAGAUCUCUUGGAAAACAUCAGAAGGAUCGCAGAGAAGUAUAAGAGCAACGCUGCCCAACUGAAGGCCCCCGACAAAUGAAGAUAAAUUAAUUAAUCUUUCAAAGACAUAACAGUAUUUUAUCCCAAAAUUAUGGUAACAUGGUAGAUUAGAUGUGACAGAUAGUUAAUAAAGUGUACUAGUGAAGCGUGGGCGUCCCCUCCCAUUUCCAUGACUCACUUCUGACCUGAGGAGAAGAUAUGUGGCAUGGGCUGUACUGGGAGUUAGCAAAUCCAGUCUGAAUAUGUCAGGCACACCCACUCACUGCCUACAAGUUCUUUCCUGCUGUAAUGGUAGUUAAGCAUAUGCAGCAGAGGCUACUCAGCCUGCAAAGCCAGAGGUAUUGCUCCCCAGGUCCCUGUUAGGUGUCUUUUCCUGGGGAGAUGUGAAGAAGCAUCUGUUCACGCACAUGGAAAAGAUAACAACUAAAGGAUUCCAUCCAAGUCCAGCUGAAUCAAUAAGUUCAUCAGGCUUACUGGCAGAUCAAAAAUGGCCACCAGGAAAUCCCCUGGACAAGUACAGGCAUUAUACCAUGAAAAGUCCCACCUACUGGAUAACUCACAGCAACACCACUUGAGAGUCUUGGACACCUUGAGGGAGGCUAUUCUACCACAAAUUUUCCUUGUCAGCUAUGUGCCUUUUGUAUAACCUCGGGGCAGGGCACUUCUGAGGACUCAGGGCUGAACACCGUAAGCCUCCCUCCUCCAUCCAGGGGGGAAUGAAGUGAGCUGCUUCACUUAAGCCUAGAGGAGACUUACACAGUCCUUUAAUAAAAAAUUUGUUUGAUUAAAGACUGCCUACUUUUAAAAGUUCUUGCUCUGGGAUGUAUCCCAAGUAGAGAACUUGCCCAGCAUAUUCAAAGUUAUAGAUUCAGUCCCCAGCUCCCAAGAAUAAGCAGUUAAAAGAUAGUUGUAGGUUUAGAUUUAAAUAAAAAAUAAAAAAAAAACUGCUUUAAUAAGGGUUUUUAAACAUUUUGAUUCCCCUUGUAGCCCACCGUCCAAAGGUAGGGGAGAAGAAAAUGGUAAAUAGGACAAGAGGAUGUGGACCCAUUUAGUAGACCUGUUUAGUAAUUCUUUGGAGCAAUUUAAUCUCUGCAGUCCAGUUUAGUAGUGUCAGAAUACCAAACACAAAUCAGUAGCAGGGGUACGAUCCAACAGAAACUGCCAGGCCUCCUCAGAAUUGACAGGAGUCCGUGGGAGUGACUAGGACUAGCCAGAAUGCCUUGAGAACUUCUCUGCUGUGCCUCUCAAUGAAGUGAAGAUCAGCCAAGAUGUGAGCCAUUGAAGUGUUGCAAGACUCGCUGUGCAAGGACCCUGUCAUUGUCCAUUGGGUCCUAGUUAUACUCUCCAAACACAUGUCCUCCGCAAAACACAAGGAGACUCUGCAUCACAUGAUACAGCCAGAAACUUAUACUUCAGACAGUUAUCUUCAGACAGUAUGGAGGUAAAAAAGUAAAAUAAAAUAAAUAAAAAAAACCUCAAGUUGCUAUUUAGAGCCUAGACAAAAUUUCAGUUUUAAAUCUAUUUUUUAAAAAUAAUCUCAUGUAAUACAUGGUAGUGGUGUGUUAAGAGUAGGCUACUGCUAGAGUGCUUGUCUAGCCUGUCACGGCCCUUGGGUUUGAUCCCAGAACCGAGGGGAGAAAAAACAAAACUAUUAAAGCAAACACACAGCCUCAAUCUAGCUCAGUGAGGGAUGCUGAGAGAGAGGCAAAGGUCUGGAGGUCACGGCCAGCCUAACGUACAUAGCAGGAUAAGGGGAUCUAGCCCAGGCUGGCCUCAAACCCCUGCAUAGCUGAAGAUGACCGUGAACUUCUAACCCUCCCACUUCCACCUCUUUGUGAGAUUACAGUUUGUCUCCGUGUCUGGAUUAUGUGUUAUGGAGACCAAACUCAAAACCUCCUACAUGCUAGGCAAGACAACUAUCACCAGCCCCCCAAAAGCAAAACAUUAAUUAGAAGAGAAGCUGGCAUUUUAGUGCAUGAUCCAUCCUUUCAGCAACUGAAUAAGAGGAUCAAGAGACCCUGUUAAAGCUAAAGAGAAAAAGGAACAAGGCAGAAAGACACUCAGUGGACAUGCCCUUCCCUGUCCAUAAACUAUCAGUUCUCAUAACUCAUUAUCUGGGGCAUAAAGAGGCCCUGAUCACAGGCACAAAGUUCCACAUACACAGCUAAAGAAUGAGAAUAACAGCUUGUGUGAUGACUUAACAUUUAACAAAUUUCAAAAGUACCCCCCCCCCUUUUUUUUUUUUUUUUUGUAUUGGUUUGUUUGGUUUUUGAAGACAAGGUUUCUUUGUUUAACAGCCCUGGUUGCUCUGAAACUCUCUUUGUAUACCAGGCUGGCCUGAAAAUCAGAGGGAGAAAUCCACCUGCCUCUGCCUCCUGAGCACUGGGAUUAAAGGCGUGAACCACCACCCUUGGCUUGACUGUUAAAUUUUAUCAAAUGACUUGUAGGGAUUUAGACAUGAAUUGUGACUUUUUUCUAAGUAUUUUCAUAUGAUCACUUUCUCAGGCUGGGACUGUAACUCAUUGCAUCUGGGCCCAGAUUCAAUUUGAAGUUCUGUCAGAAAAACAAAAGUACAUGUACACAUUUCUAGAAUAAAUACCAUUUGGUCAUGA